Messenger RNA from Cuscuta campestris, 1372 nucleotides. The record is from the annotation of a GenBank genome assembly. Lineage: Eukaryota; Viridiplantae; Streptophyta; Magnoliopsida; Solanales; Convolvulaceae.
GAGCGGAAGAGUUUCGAGGAGACAAUAUAGGGGAGCCCUAGAUUGCAUUGGAUUGGCUUGAGCAGAUGGACCGGGUACUCAAGAAUUUGAGAGUCCCAGAUGCUGAUCGCUCGGAGUUGGCGUCACAGAUGUUCCGGAAGGGAGCAUAUGAUUGGUGGAAGCGCAUUGACCAGGAUCCACACACGCCCAAGCCAUGGACCUGGGAUCGCUUUGAUCGAGCCUUCACAAAGGAGUACGUCCCCACCCGGUACCGCGAGGAGAGGCGCGAUGAGUUCGUUGCGCUUAAGCAGGAGGGGAUGUCACUGCCUGAACUGAGACAGAAGUUCGACUACCUGUCCCAGUAUGCGACGAGUCUGGUCUCUACUCCGGAGGAUCGUUUGAAUGAGUUCGUCAAGAAGCUACGGCCGGACUUGAGGCCGUACGCAGCGCUGAUCACGACGACAGAUUUUAAUGCGGCGUAUGAUUUGAUUGUGAAGACGGAAAAGAGCUUGGACGAUUUGCUGGCAACCAAGAAGGAGGAUCGAGCGACGAAAGACCCGCGACCCGCGGCCAGCACCGGGCCGAGCGGGAAGAGUUUUGGAUUCGGGGGAAAGAGGUGUCCGUUGUCCGUGCAAGGGAAGCAAUUCCCUGUAGAUUUGAUAGAGCUACCACACAAGAAGUUUGACAUUAUCCUUGGUAUGGAUUGGCUCACCGAGCAUAGAGCAGUGGUCGACUGCAGUUGUCAGACCGUACGGCUGAGAGCCGAGGACGGUAGCGACGUAUCACUCUCCGGGGAGGUGUUCCCCAAGGCUCCCGAGUUCAUAUCGUCCUUGAGCGCGAGGCGCUUGAUUCGCAAGAAGUGCGAGAUGUUCCUGUGUCACGUUCAGGAUAUGCGAAAAGAAUCACCGCGUCAGCAGGACAUCCGUACGGUUUGCGACUUCCCCAAUGUCUUUCCCGAAGACCUACCUGGUUUGCCUCCGCCGAGAGAGGUAGAGUUCUCGAUCAAUCUCAUUCCGGUAGCCGCCGCUCCUCGCCGUCGAGUCCAGCGCCGCCACGCCUCGCCACUGGACGUCGCCUCCCCUACCGGCAUCCGCCAUCAUCGCCGUCGAAUUGCAGCGCCGCCAAUCGCUGCUCAUCGCUGUCGAGCUGCCGCUACGCCACUGUCGCCGGCGUCCGUCACCGUCCCCGCAUCCAGCCGCUGCCCCGGAUUGAUAUCGCCGGCAGAUUAACCUCCACGCCGGAUUGAUUGGUCGAUUUCGUAUUUUGACUCAAUUUGACCCGUUCGUUUGAUUUCGUUGAUUUGUCUUCCGUUCGAGCUAUCGAUUCGAUUUCGGCGUAAUCCAGGUCCGUACUAUGAAGUUAAUAGCAUUUAGAAUAGAUUUAAUGGUUUGGA